Spodoptera littoralis (African cotton leafworm) is the source of this 5099-nucleotide messenger RNA. The record is from the annotation of a GenBank genome assembly. Lineage: Eukaryota; Metazoa; Arthropoda; Insecta; Lepidoptera; Noctuidae.
GCUAUCGAUUGUCUUUUCUCUUUUUGUAAUUUCUAAAGCAUCUAAAAGCGAUUGCUUUUAGUUUUUAAUGCUGAAGAAUAUCAAGUAAUUGCAUUGAGUAGUGACAACUCUUUUUGUUUUCCGAUAACCUUGGUUUUACAACAUAACGCGGCUACCUGUGAAAUAAUACAGGCGGUUGUAAUAAUCAAGACGCAAUAAGAGAUACAUAUAUUUAUUAUGAAUCAGGUUUUGAAACAAAAGCUUUGGGUUCAAAGGAUUCUUGGUAAAGGGCUAUUUUAGUGCAAAAACACGUAGCGUGUAACGUCUUUUCGAUAAUAAGUUUUCAAACGAACGUGUUUCACACUAGAACUAGUUCAGUUUUUAUGAAUUCUUGGUUAGUUUGUACACUUUUGUAGUUCUGUUUAGAGGAUUUCGUAGAAGCUUUAAAUUUACAGCGUCGUUCUCACAACCGAAGUGAUUAUAUGUAUUUGGCGAGGGUGAUAUUAUUCCAUAUUGUCUUCUAAAAUCACAAAAAAGAGAUUUUUGUAUUAAUGUUGGAUAAUCAUACCCGAUACUAAUCAAAAUAGAUUCUAAAUAUUAUCUCUUCUUCUUUUAUUCCAUAAUUUCAAUACUCAAGUAAGACCUUUCAUCGUUUUACGGAUCAAGUCUUUGAAAUUUACCCCUAGGCUUUGGUAUUCUUGUAUUAGUAGUUCGUAACGUAACCAAUUGUAAAGGUCGCAGGGUAACAUUGUUACCUCAAGUGUCCUCUGAACGUUCUUGUUAUUUCGCAGGAUGAUUUCUUGUGCCAAUCUCGUUUCGGAUGUAAAUUCUUCCAUAAUCAAUGUUCUUCCUUAAUCUUUAUACUCAAUUUCGGAAAUAACUCCAAAUUAAGCAAUAUAAUAUUUCACUAUCCCGGUUAUUCCAUUGUUGCAAUCUAUGUGGGUUUUUUCAAUAACAUUAGCAUUUGUAGCCUAUUAAUUUUGUCAAGAUAGAAGUGUUUUAUCGCACAGGAAAACGUAUUUUCCUCGUUGACUGGAUCUAUUGCAAUUGGGUUACGUAUUUUACAUUAUUUGGGUACAAAAUAUUACUCGCCUCUUUUGUCUAGUAGUAAAUUUAUGCGUCGAGUCAUGACCAGCAAGCAACAGCGUCUAAAAUGACGGCUUUGGUCUACGUCAUCCGUUUCCUCUCCAUACGUACGUAGCAGUACAUGACGCAAUUGGCUUUUUCAAUGUCUUAUCUACAGCGAGGUAUGUUGUCAUUCGCCGAGUGGUCGUCGAGCUGCGCGCACGCCGCUCACCGCACGAUUUAUUUUUGUUUUAUUUGUGUCUUUUUGCUUUUUUAUAGUCGUCGAGGACAAAGUGACGAAUUGCGCGCCUGUAUUGUGCCAGUGUUUUGAACUUUGUGACAUUGGAGUUACCAUUUUUAAAGUGAUCAAGUCUUAGUGAAUUGCCGAACAUGUUUAUGUCAGGGUUCUUCAUCAUUUCCCCUGAUUUAUUUAGAAUGACGCCGCAAGAGGAGCGCGAGAGCUCACGCGGCGCGGAGAUCGCCGACGCCUUCGAGGACGACAUGUUUGGACCGCCACGCACUGAGCCCGCCGCUAGGCCCAAGCUCUCCAUGAUCUCGGCGCGCCUCCGCGCUAAUGAAGAACGAAAGCGGGUCAUUGAGAUCUGCUCACAAAAAUUAGAGAAUAUUGAAGACCCCGCGCGAGACUUAAGGCGUUCAGUGUGCAUUAACAACACAUACUGCCGACUGAGUGAAGAGGCGCGCCGAGAGAAAGAGGCGAGACGACGACGAGCGCGGGAGGAGUGCGAUGACUCGUGGGUAGGGAAGAAGGCGCGACGUGCUGUCGAGGACGAGUGCCUAGCACUACUCGACGCCAUCCCUGAGCUGGGCGACGCCAACCUUGGCUGUGCACAGUUAGCGCGACAGAUGCCACGACAAGACGUGCCCCUGCUGCCUCCUGGGCUUUUAACCGUUCUGGACUCAUGACCGCGCCGUCCUGCGCACCUCCACACCUCACUGUAAGCGAACCCUGUGUUCGCGUGCUCCUGAUGCGAGUCGCAGGCUGCGUGCCGCGCGCGUCCAGACGCUCGGCUGCCGGAGACGGCGCUCCGGCCCGAGCCCGCGGCGGUUCACCACUGUGGCUCAAGAAUCACUGGACUAUUGAUUCGUGUUUAUAGUUUACGUUACCCGGAACGGACUGUCGACGUUUAGCCAAUUCUUUGUUGUUUAAGAAGAGUACUUACUUUGUUAGCGUGUUUUUUAUUAUUUAGUGAAAGUUGCUCAGGCGCUGCCGACGGGCGCGGUCCAAUUAGUGUUCAACGAUUAAUUUUUAUCGAACAGAGGACUCUGAAUGUGUGUUGUCGCUACAGUGAGGCGGCGCACUGCCCUCACUUGUAGUGCAAGUUUAACGGUUCAUAACGGAGGCAUAGUUUUAAGUGAUAAUUAUUAUGUUAUAUUAUUGUACUGUAAAGUAAAUAGUGAUUAAGAGAUAGUGCAAAACGACUGGGAACGGUUGCGUAGAUGAGCGGUAACAAAACUUCCACGCUUACUUAGUUUUAUUCGAAUAGUAUUAUUUUGUGCUGCCUUUGUGAGAUCGGUUACACGUAACUGAAUAGAGUGAAAACAGUUCUCGAUGCACACAUACACGUCUGUGAUUGGAAUAAUAAGGAUGAUAAUGUUGGCAGCUUGGAAACAAGUCCUAAUGGAAUAUUUUUCAAUUUGAGUAUAAUUGCUAACAAAACUAAUAGUCAGUAAGAUGAUAAAGGAAAAUUUGUGACGUAUGUGUGUGUGUGUCAUCAGUAACUCGAUGGCAUUUUAGUUUCCUUAUCAAAUGUGGCGCGUGUCGACGUAGAGGACACUAACGUUCGCCCAACAUUGGCGGCCAACAGCCAACGUUUGCACGCGCUCACAUUUUGCUAACAAGUCCGAGAGUUACUUUGAACGAGUUUUGUUUUACUUUAUCGUUUUAAGUUUUAUUUAAACGUUUUUUUUGUUUUGUACAUUUAAAUGUUACCCUAUUGCUUAUUAUGACCAUUUAAAGCUUUGUUACCAUUAUUAUGAUAUUUAAUUGGGUUGUAUCUGAGUCUUAGAGAACUAUCGUGACAUUGUUAAUUUAUUUUGUACAAACUUUAUUUUCCUCUUACGAACGUUGGUAAUAUACCUUUAAAUAAUUUCAAUAUCAGACUUGCAACAAGUGUUAGUCAAUUUUAAACAACGUUCGUAAGUUGGGGGAUUGUGUGUAAUAAAAAGGGUUACUUAUCAUGCGGUUGUGCAAUAAGAUUGAAAGCAAUCAAUCGUUCGAUUGUGCAAUUGAUCCAUGGAACAAGCGAGUUCCUUUUCUUUUGAAAUCUUAAUUGUCGCAAAAUAUAUCGCUAGUAGCCCGUUUCGCCCCCUCUGAAUAGUAAAUAGGUGGGGGGCGCGCGGGGGCGCGGCGCGGCGCGGGCGGGGGCGCGGUGGGCGCCGGCCGUGGUGUGGGUCUCUGCACCGUUCCCAGCACUCCUGUGAUAUUAGCCUAGCCUGUGUGUCGUAUUUGUGCUAGUUUCCCAACCGACUUGUUUGGAUAUUGUGCUUGUAAAAAAGCUUAAAAAAUUAAUUCCUUUUCUAUAUCGGCCAUUUUAUACGGAUUAACCGAAUUUUGAAUGUCGUUUACCCGACGGUAGGAUCGCAUUUAGAGUUUCGAUCACAAUUUGUGACGAGUAGAUGAUUUUGUUUUGAUCAUUUGGUAUGUUGUAUGUAAUGUUGAAUAAUCAUUAUUGUAUUAUAAAAUUUAUAAAGUUAGACGCUUGUACACUUAGCUGUUGCCCUUAUUAGGGGAUAAUGAUAAGAUGAUAAUAUGUCUACAAAAUGAAAUUCAUACAAAAAUGAUGAUUAGUGUUCUAAUACAUUUCGGUCACUAGUUGUUAAAAUUUGCAAGCAAAAUGUACUUUAUUAAUUGAAGAUAAAACGCACAUAUUUACAGAUAAGUAGAUUUUUCAAAAUACUGUAAGCGGUCACGUGUGUGAGCGCACAGAAUUCAGUAAUCGAACUGCGAGUUGUCAUGUAAGAAGUUGAUAAAUGUGAAGCAAGUUUUGUAUCAAUGAAGUCUAUUGUCCUAUAACGGGUUUUUAUUUUCUAACGUAUCAAGUGACCAAGAAUUGUUUUGAUCGUGCUUUCUAACAUUCCUAUCUGCUUGUCAUUAAUGGCAACGCGCCGUAAGGAGAAUGAUUGUACUGGUACUAUUACUUGUUGAAACGUGACGACUCCUUGGACGAUGUGAGAUUCUUAGAAAAUAAAUAAUUUAAUACCGAGCCUCUAGCUUUAGUCAUUCAAUCGUGUUGAUCGGAAAAUGUAAGAAAAAGAAAAGGAUGUUGCAGACUAUCACAUUAUUGAAUCAAACUCGUUUGUUUCACUCGCGCUCCACGGUAGUGAGCGAGACAAAGAAUGUAUCGAGAUGAAUGUGUUGAAAGAAAUUGUAAUAUUGUGUCGAUAAUACUCCAAAGCAAUUGAAUAAUUUUAUUGGUACCGUGUGAGGUUGAGAUUUAAAUAAACUAAAUAGUUGAGCUUAUUUGGAAUUUUAUUUACUUGGCACUCCUGCAUAUUACAAUAAUAGAUUCCCCAGUUGUUUUUCAAUAUCAGGCAUUGGUGAGUCAGUGGAUCAGUUGAAAUGAUUGAGUCAUCGGUCAGACCUAAAAUACGAAACUACAAAGAAUGAACAAGUACGUACAGACAGACGAAUUCAUUUGGGUAUUAAUCAGGUUAUAAAUAGAAAUGUAAUGAAAUUAGUGGGAGACACAGCGAGCUCAGCGGCUGGAUGUGACGGGAAGAAAGGGUUGAUGUAACAGUUGUUCACGAAUUGGAAAUAGAUAUGAGUAAUACCAAUAUUCUGACGUACAAACUCAAACAUUAGUACACAAAACCAUAUGAUCCGAAUCCUAAAGAUUAUUUAGAAAUCAAGCUCACACAUUCUCGAAUACAAACGCCGAUAAUUACCUCUUAAAUGUAACUAAGUAUUAUAAUAAUUUCUUCCUAUCUUAAGUCAAUUUUUGGACAGUUUUCCUGUUCUUUCUUUUUAUCAUCACCAUCAUCGUCUACUGUUGAACGUAGGUCUUCCCCAAUGACAUCAUUAUUGCUUUUAAUUC